Messenger RNA from Entelurus aequoreus (snake pipefish), 4797 nucleotides. Its product is annotated as vasoactive intestinal polypeptide receptor 2-like. NCBI's taxonomy places the organism in Eukaryota, Metazoa, Chordata, Actinopteri, Syngnathiformes, Syngnathidae. Bases 318 to 1553 code for a protein of 411 amino acids. Gene Ontology annotation, molecular function: vasoactive intestinal polypeptide receptor activity; peptide hormone binding; G protein-coupled peptide receptor activity. Gene Ontology annotation, biological process: adenylate cyclase-modulating G protein-coupled receptor signaling pathway; cell surface receptor signaling pathway. The transcript has 13 exons. Gene Ontology annotation, cellular component: plasma membrane. The record is from RefSeq and is a predicted model, not a curated record.
CACACCUGGACUAUGCGAUUGGAAACCAGCUCUCUCGUAUCGCGCAUGCGCCAGUCUCAAAGCGCGGGAUACAACCCGGAAGCAGAAAACAGUAACAAUCGUAAUGGAGACUGUUUAUUUGUUUCACUAAUUAAAAGAACAGAACAUUUUCAAGUGCGUAGAUGUUAGACAAUAAGAAACUGGGGUUUGUUUAAGAAGGCAGCUAAGGAAAUGUAGAAUUCGGACUCCCGAACGAAAUAGGAAUGAGAUGGAAGAUAAAGAAGCAGGUAUAUUAAAGGGCUGAUGGAAGGUUUCCUCACUGCCACUUCGCCUGGGAGAUGAAGCGAGCCAGCGACGAGUGUCACGCUCGCCUGCAGAGGCUCACAGCGCCCCCCUCAGGAUGUGACGGCGAGUGGGACAACGUUUCGUGUUGGGACAGCGCGGCGGUUGGCGAAGUGGUGACCCUCCCCUGCCCGUCGCCUCUCCUGCACUUGUUUGGAAAGAACGGGACCCUGAGCAGGAAGUGCACACAGGAAGGUUGGUCGGACGUCUACCCCGUCAUCGCCGUGGCCUGCUCGUCCAACACCACGGAGGACCAACCUGACCAGCUGCUUUUCUACAAAGUGGUGAUGGUUCUCUCAACUUUGGGACACAGCUUGUCCCUCGUUAGCCUGAUCACCAGCACCCUCCUCAUCUGCCUCUUCAGGAGGCUGCACUGCAUGAGGAACUACAUCCAUCUCAACCUGUUUGUGUCCUUCAUGCUGAGGGCGGUGGCCGUGCUGACCAAAGACCUCCUACUUUUCUCGGAGGAGGAGACGACCGCCGACUGCAGCGUUCAACCUUCCCUGGUGGGCUGUAAGACCAGCCUGGCGUUCCUCAACUACGCCAUCAUGGCCAACUUCUUUUGGCUCCUGGUGGAGGCGCUCUACCUGCACAUGCUGCUGCUGGUCAUCCACACGUGCGCCGCCCGCCUCUCAAUCUACAUGCUCAUUGGCUGGGGAAUCCCGUGCGUGUUCACGGUGGCGUGGAUCUUAUGCCGGAUACACCUGGAUGACACCUGGUGCUGGGAGAGGAACGAGAGUCCCGUCCCCAGCAGGGUGUUGGACUGGCCUAUCCUGGCGUGUGUUGUUAUGAACUUCAUCCUCUUCAUCAGCAUCAUCCGCAUCCUGGUUCAGAAGCUGCGCUGCACCGACGUUGGCGGCAACGAACAAUCGCAGUACAAGCGUCUGGCAAAGUCCACUCUCCUGCUGAUCCCCUUGUUUGGGAUCAACUAUGUGGUGUUUGUCCACCUGAUGAAUCCCACUGAUCAAACCCUACGACAAAUCAAGAUCUUCUUUGAGUUGGGCCUCGGAUCCUUUCAGGGUCUUAUUGUGGCGGUCCUUUACUGCUUCCUCAACAGCGAGGUCCAGUGUGAGCUGAGGAGGACGAUGAGGAGUCUGUCCCUCAGGCGUUACGUGGGGCGGGACUAUAGGCUGCACGCCGCCUCGCUUGGCCCUAAUGGCGCCAACGACAACUUGGCGCCCAGAAACUGGCGAGCUCAGUCCAUCCUGCAGACGGAGACGGUGUCGCUGUGAGGACUCGGCGUAAAAAGGAAAGAACUCUUUUUUUUUUUUUUUGACAGUUAUUACAAGAAAUCCAGCAUUUAGUGCAAAUAUUUAGCUUGACUUUUUAUAUUUUAAGCCAGGGGUGUCCAAAGCGGGGCCCACAUUUAAAUUUUUAACGGCCCGCCGCACAUUCUAAAAAUACUAUUUAUUUAAAAAAAAAACGUAAAAAAGUGGACUAAAAGAGCAAACAGGUGAAAUGUAACAAGAAGAAGUUGCAAUGUCGACUCCACUAACACAAAGCUGCCAUGCAGGCUGUGUUUUUCUUUAAAACUGUCAUUGCUCAAAAAAUAAUAAUGAAUCAGAAUCAAUAUUGUUAGGAAUUAUUGACCUAUUCAAGCCUGCAAAUCCCUUACAUCAAAAAUUCCACUUUGAAAUAUUUUAGGGGAAAACAUUGUGUAUUUUGUGUUUGCCAUUUAAAAACCAUUUGUUUUGACAAAAAGAGCAUAAAACAAACAAAAAAACCCUGUAAAAAAAAAAUACUAAAAACUAUAAUCGACGGAUGGAUCUGAAGUUGAUCAAAAGACUUAAAGUAAAAAAAGAAAAAGCAACUUAUUUUUAUGAGUGGAAACCUUUUGGAGGCCCAAGAAUGUUAGUGGGAUUUUAAUUUUUUUUUAAACUGACAUUGGUCAAAAACAAAAAAAUGAAUUAAAAUUAGGGAUGUCUGAUCGGCCUGCCGAUAUUAUCGGCCGAUAAAUGCGUUAAAAUGUAAUAUCGGAAAUUAUCGGUAUCGUUUUUUUUAUUAUCGGUAUCGUUUUUUUUAUUUUUUUAUUUUUUUAUUUUUUAAAAUUAAAUCAACAUAAAAAACACAAGAUACACUUACAAUUAAUGCACCAACCCAAAAAAACUCCCUCCUCAUUCACACAAAAGGGUUGUUUCUUUCUGUUAUUAAUAUUCUGGUUCCUACAUUAUAUAUCAAUAUAUAUCAAUACAGUCUGCAAGGGAUACAGUCCGUAAGCACACAUGAUUGUGCGUGCUGCUGGUCCACUAAUAGUACUAACCUUUAACAGUUAAUGUUACUCAUUUUCAUUAAUUACUAGUUUCUAUGUAACUGUUUUUAUAUUGUUUUACUUUCUUUUUUAUUCAAGAAAAUGUUUUUAAUUUAUUUAUCUUAUUUUAUUUUACAAAUUUUUUUUUAAAAGUACCUUAUCUUCACCAUACCUGGUUGUCCAAAUUAGACAUAAUAAUGUGUUAAUUCCACGACUGUAUAUAUCGGUUGAUAUCGGUAUCGGUUGAUAUCGGUAUCGGUAAUUAAAGAGUUGGACAAUAUCGGAAUAUCGGCAAAAAGCCAUUAUCGGACAUCCCUAAUUAAAAUCAAUGUUGUUAUGAAUUAUUGACCUAUUUUAAGGCUCCAAUUACUUUACAUCAAAUACUUGGACAAUAUUUUUCGGGAAAAUAUUACAUAUCUUGUGUUUGGCCAGAAAAACAGGGUUUUGACAAAAAAUGCAUACAAUUUUAAAAAACAACUGUAUUUUGACAAAUAUAUCUAAACUUGAUCUACAGAUUUCGGUGAUAAAUAAAAAAAAAAAAAGACUUAUUUUUUACAUUUUUGAUGACUGAGACCCAUAGGGGUUCCUGAGCGCCAUAAAGGUAAAAAAAAAAAAAAGGAUAUAUAUUGUACUGUUUUAAAAAAAUGAAAACUUUUAAAAUUACCCCCACAUUCUUUGAUUUUCCAGUGUGGGGCCCUCAGUGGAAAAAAGUUUGGACACCCCUGCUUUAAUAAUUCAUUCAAGACGCUUUAUUUUAUCAACAUGUCUUUUAUUGUGCAAGAGUACUGUGACUUAUUUUGUUACAUUUUGUGCUGCAAAACAGUGACCGCGCUGUCAAAAUAAAACAGCAUACUUGACCGAGCGAUAACACUAACAUCAUAAAUAAAAUCUGCCCUACUAAUAAGACAAAAUAACUUACAUUUUGCUUAUAAAUAAAUUCUCAAAUAAAUAAUUGCAAAAUACUAAACAUUGGACUCAAGUAAUGGUGUGCUCCAGUCUUCAUCCUACAAAGUGCUCGUUUUCUUAAUGGAGUUUUGAAUGAGGUCAGGAUGAGGAGGAAGGAAGGGAAGGCGAUGAGGACGCAUAGGGAGCAUGUGAGGAUGCAGAGGGAGCAUAUGAGGAUGCAGAGGGAGCUGCAGAGGCUGCGGAGGUCAGGAUGGAGAGAAGCGUGGUUUUGGGCGGCGAGACGGUGUUGAAACUCUGAGUUUUGGCUUUCCUGAGGGAGAUAGAAAGAGGAGUUAGCCCGAGGAUGAAUGGAUGCCGAGCACAGUGACCAUAAGGGGGCACUCACACAAAGUCCGCCACUUUCUUUUGAACCCACGGAGCGCGGAUGUAAGCGCAGUAGGAGCCGCUAUUGGUGUAGAAGCUGUAGGACAAACAAGGUUUAGCAUCGUUAGCUUCUUUCUAAUUGGUGCGUUACAUCACUUCUACCUUUUUCAAAAAACACCUGUUCUUGUGACCUAUGGGCCUGUUGCGCAACACCACUUAGGACUCGGGGUGUCCCGACACAAACAUACAGUAUAUUGGAGCCUUGAGUAUUGGCCGAAAGCGAUAAUAAUACAGAUACGAUAUCAGCACAAAUCAUACAUACUUUUGUUAUUUUGUAGUGUGGAAUAUUAGAAAAGGAGAUUACUCAGAGAACAAUUAUAUGUUUGAAGGAAUGGACUUAUGCUGUCUUCAAGUUGAACUGGAGUGGUAAUUGUUUUUUGGUGACACCUAGUGGCCAAAAUAUUUACUUAAGUUAAGCUCCUGAUGCGGACACAUUUGUUACCGGAUACUUUCUAAUGCACUUCUGCCUUGGAGACUUUGUGUAUGUAAGUAAUAUGUACCUAUAAUUAUUUGACACUUGUUUAUAUUGACGAGUAUUGAUGGAUGGAUGGAUGGAUAUUGUGUUUUAGACUUACUACAUAUGUCCAUCUUGUGUGCUAUCGUGUGCUUAGCUGUUGUGUAGCUGCCAGCGCUUAGUGGCUGUCAAGCCGUAGUACCACAAGUGGUGACAGUGAGUCGUACUGACACCACACAACUAAGUAGUAGGGGUGUAAAUCAUUGGACACUUAGCAAUGUAAUCUGAUUGCGAUUCCUGGGGUGAUGAUUAGAUUCAGAAUCGAUUCUCGAUUUAACACGAUUCUCAAUUCAAACCGGUUCUUGCAAUGUAUUGUUUGGUAUAAUAAUUAUAAUGAAACUUUUGCUAUACAGGUUACAAAAGCUUGUUCUGGUUGCAUGGAGAU